Dreissena polymorpha is the source of this 581-nucleotide messenger RNA. Its product is annotated as prefoldin subunit 1-like. NCBI's taxonomy places the organism in Eukaryota, Metazoa, Mollusca, Bivalvia, Myida, Dreissenidae. Gene Ontology annotation, cellular component: cytoplasm; prefoldin complex. Gene Ontology annotation, molecular function: protein folding chaperone. The coding region runs from base 96 to 488 and encodes 130 amino acids. The record is from RefSeq and is a predicted model, not a curated record. The transcript is spliced from 4 exons. Gene Ontology annotation, biological process: protein folding.
ACCGUGCAUGCUUUGAAAGUUUGAGUACUACUUCCUUUCAUACAAUUUAUUUUCUUUCCGACGUUUGAAUACUCUUCUACUUUGAGGUAUUCAAGAUGGCUUCCAGCAAGGCACAGCAGCAAUUACCAGUGGAUUUGGAGCUCAAAAAAGCAUUUCAAGAGCUCCAGAGCAAAAUGAUAGCAACCCAGCAGCAGCUGAAGAUUUCAGACGCCCAGAUUGAAACGUUAAAGAGAGCCAUCCAGAGAAAUGUUCUUGUGGAGAAGGAAAUAGAACGACUCCCUGAAAACACCCGAGUGUAUGAGGGUGUGGGUCGAAUGUUUAUGCUUGCACAAAUUCCUGAAGUGAAAAACACUCUUGAAAUGAAAAAUAAAGCUGCAGAAAGUAAAAUCAAGAACAUAGAGGGCACCAAAGUCUACUUAGAAAGGAAUAUGAAGGAGAGUGAAGACAGCCUGCGAGAAUUGAUCAUCUCCAAGCAGGGAAGGGGAUAGUGUUAUAGAUCAUUACUGAUUAGUGCAUUGAACUUGCUUGCUUGAUGCUUGAAUAACUCAUUGUAAAACCAUUAAAAUGUUCAAGAAUAUAAA